Molecule: messenger RNA, 2284 nt
Organism: Agelaius phoeniceus (red-winged blackbird)
Lineage: Eukaryota; Metazoa; Chordata; Aves; Passeriformes; Icteridae
Source: RefSeq, a predicted model, not a curated record
AUGGGUGGGAGGCGGCUGAGGGGCGAGAGGCCGCUGGGAGUGAGGAGUCAGUCAGCUGAAACUGAGAUUGUGAUUGGCUGGAGGAACACGUGGACAGUGGCUCACUCGAUUCUGGUCUCUCCUCCUUCCAGGAUGGCUCGCUCUCUGUAUGAGUGGCUGUGGCAGCACGAGUUCUGGCUGCCCCCAGGAAUCACCUGGGAGGACAUGCAAGAGUCUGAAGACACUCAUUACCCUCAGCCUCGUGAUCUCCUGCUCAGUAUCCCUUUUGCUUUAAUCUUGGUAGUCAUUCGGUGUGCCUUUGAAAGAGCCAUAGCCCUGCCCCUCAGUACCAAAUUGGGUGUGAGAGACAAGCAGAGACCAAAAGCUCAGCCCAACCCCGUGCUGGAAACAUUCUAUAGUACACGCUGCAAGAACCCUAAAGAGGGUGAGCUCCUCAGUUUAGCCAAGCAAUGUGACCUGCCAGUGAGGAAGGUGGAGAAGUGGUUCCGGCACCGGAGGAACAUGGACCGGCCCAGCCUGUCCAAGAAGUUCAGCGAGGCCUGCUGGAGAUUUACAUUUUACAUCAUUUCUUUCUUCACUGGACUCGCUGUCCUGUAUGAUAAGCCUUGGCUUUGGGACCAUAGAGAGUGCUGGACAGGAUAUCCACAACAGCCUCUCCAACCCUCCCUGUUCUGGUACUACAUGCUGGAGCUCUCCUUCUACUGGUCACUGGUCUUCACCUUGCCCUUUGAUGUGAAGAGGAAGGAUUUCAAGGAGCAGAUAGUCCAUCAUGCUGCAACCAUCUUCCUGAUCAGUUUUUCAUACUGUGCCAACUACAUCCGCAUUGGGACACUGGUGAUGGUGAUUCAUGAUGCUUCUGAUUGCUUCCUAGAGCCAACUAAGAUAUUCAAUUACAUGAAGUGGAAAAGAACUUGUGACAGCCUCUUUAUGAUCUUCUCAGCUGUCUUCCUGAUCAGCCGCCUGGUCAUUUACCCCUACACAGUGCUUUAUAACACCUACUAUUACUCCAUGGAGAUAUUCCAGCCCUUCUUUGGAUACUACUUUGUGAAUGUUCUCCUGAUGAUUCUGCAGCUGCUCCAUGUCUUCUGGUCCUGCCUAAUUAUUCACAUGGUCUACAAGUUCAUCCUCCAGGGCACGAUGGAAAAGGACAUGAGAAGUGACACAGAAGAAAGUGACAAGGAUGAAGAAAGAGAUAAAAUUAGAGAAAAGGAGAAAAAUGGGAUCACGUGUUUCAGCAACGUCACAAGCAAUGGUUACAUCCAGAGGAACGGAUCUGAGCCCCUGGACAACAGAGCCCACCGUGCCAAUGGCCAUGCCAAGGAAAGAUAGCUGCUGUCCUGUGCUGCUGGCCUGGCCUCCAGCAACCCCAGGCCACCAUCUGUAGAAACAGUUUUGCUCACUGUGUAGAUAACCUGGAGUGCAAUUGCAGUAUUGUAGCUGAAUUCCUGCUUCCCAUAAACCAAAGUGUUUAUAGCCAGUGGAUAUUUGAAGGAAGUUUUUUGUCUUCCUUCAGUAAAAGCUUACUAUAGGUUGUAGCCUCAAAACAGAUAGCAAGGGAUCAAAGUGGUUUGACUUGUAUUAAGACUGUACCAUAAUUGUUGUCAAAUGUGUUAAUCUUGAAAAAUACUUUAAAAAUAAGACGGUGGGUAACUCUGGCAGUGUCAAGUUUUACCCACCUAAUGUUUGAUAGGAAUCUGUUUAGCCUGGAUCAGCCUCUGGAGGCCCUGGCCUAUUGCCAGUAAUUAUUAUGGCCGACGAGUAACAAAUCUUAUCACUGGGAUACCUCUUCUGAGAAAACAGGUGCCCUGUAUACACUCAAAAAAUUAAAACUGAGUAUAGUGAAAUGAAAGCUUUUGGAAAGGCAUAAGAUAAAACAUGCUCUUCUCAAAGGAAGUACUCUUUGUGCCAGUGACCAGUUUUGUAAUGUGUGGAUCUCAGUCCCUACUUACUGCCCCUAAGCUCCAAAGCCCAGGCUGGAGGAGUACCCACAAUCACAUUGGAAGAGCUGGGAGUACCACAAAUCACAUUGGAAGAGCUGGGAAGUCCAGACAGCUGUUUCUCAACACUUAGGAGUUGGACUCAAUGAUCCUUGUGGGUCCCUUCCAACACAUAAAAUUCUGUAAUUCUGUGAUAAUUGAAAGUUGGAAGCACAUGUUGUGUGUGCUGUGAUCUGAGCGUAUGGUCCCACCUCUCUGCAGGUGCUGUGCUCAGGAGGGAUAUUGAAAUGCUACAUCAUUUUGUACUACUGAAUGUAAAUGUUCUUUAUAAAUUACUUUUAAAGGUU